AUGCAGCGUCAAGAGGUUUCGACUCGAAGAAAAGCGCUCAUGUUUGCGCAUUUUAUUCCAUGCAAACACUUGUUGAGUAAAGCAGCGCGAUCUUUGCCAUAUCGGCUCUUUCGUGGCGCCCAGUACGCUCGGAAAGGUUUCCAGUCACCUCAAGGCGGCAGCUGUUGUUCGUGCUGCUGCCGUGGACGUGCUCGAGAGACGAGCCGCCACAUCAGCGCGUGCGCAGGGGACCAUACGCCUCGUACUUCGGCGUCAGACACCAGCGGAGCUGUUGAAAACGCGCACCAAGUAACAUCAACUGGGGCGAGUGCGUUGCCGACGAACGAGGGACACCCCGCUUUCCGCUUCGUUCAGCAGGUGGCGGGCAUCAGCGAGUACCAGCUCGAUGCCAACGGACUGCGAGUCCUGCUGCGUCGGGACGCCGCUGCACCGGUCGCCACGGUCAUGAUCACGUACCUCGUCGGGUCCAGGAACGAAGCUGCGGGGAUCACCGGCAGCACGCAUUUGCUGGAGCACCUCAUGUUCAAGGGCUCCCGCCACUACAACAAGGAAACCGGACGACCCAUAUGGACAGUGCUCCAGAACAUUGGCGCAAAUGUUAACGCCUCCACCUGGUUCGAUCGAACAAACUACUACGCAGUCCUGCCGUCGGAGUUCAUCGAAGAGGCCAUUGCCAUUGAAGCCGAUCGCAUGCGUCAUGCCCUGCUUCGCGAAGAGGACCUUCUCGCUGAGAAAACCGUGGUCCGAAACGAAUAUGAAAGAGGCGAAAAUGAUAAUUUCCAAGCGUUGGACAAGGAGAUAUGGGCAACGGCGUAUCAAGCCCAUCCGUACCACCAUCCGACAAUCGGCUGGCGAGACGAUAUCGAGCAUGCGACCGCUGCUGCGCUGCGAAGGUUUUAUGAUACCUUUUAUCAUCCGAAUAAUGCGACGCUCUCUAUCAUCGGAGAUAUACCUGACACCUGUACGGUACUCGGAUGGGUAGCUCAGUAUUUUGGACCUUUACCCGCUUCAACGCAUUCGAUACAAGAGAAGCAGGUCGUCCCGCAAGAGGACGUGCAACGCGGGCCGCGGCGACUCAUCGUGAAACGCAGCGGACGACAACAUAUUAUCGGUAUUGCAUUCAAGGCGCCACCGGGGCUGCACGAGGACGCUCCGGCGUUAGCGGUACUGUCUGUUGCACUGUCCGGCGGCAAGACCGGACGACUCUAUCGACGCAUUGUGGAUGCGGGACUGGCUACGCGCGUCUACGCUUGGGAGAGUUCUUUCAGAGAUCCUGGCCUCUUUCAGAUAUACUGUUUCCUGACCCCUCAGGCGGAUUCUCCCACGGUAGAGAGAAUACUUUGGGAAGAGAUAGAGCAGAUCAAGAAGGAGGGUAUUGAGCUGGCAGAGCUCGAACGCGCGAAAUCACAAGUGAAUGCGUAUCUCAAGUUCUCCCGCGAUGGUACGUUCGGGAUCGCCGACGGCCUGAACGAGUCGCUUGCCAUGGGCGACUGGACGGCUUUCUGUCGGAAUCGUAUCGAGCCGGUUCGCCUGGAGGACGUUCAGAGAGCUGCUCAACGAUAUUUCCGCGAGGACGCGAGUACGACCGGAUGGUUCGUACCGCUUCGCUCAGAAGACGACGAUGUCCAAGAGGAUCCUGCGUUUAUCGAUCAUGAAGACGCUGCAGCAGCGCCAGCCGGUCGGAUCGUAGAAGACGCAGAGAGCUCCAUGGACGCGCAGCGGCGUGAAGCGACCCGAGUGGCGCCAACAGCGCUCCCGCUGACGACGCAGAAGCGACGGUCGACGACAGCGGGUGCGGAGGCUUCGGGGAGCCCAGCUCCGGCUGUGCCUCGAAGUCGCAUAGCAGCGCGAACACAUCGUGAGAUGCUGUUUGAAGGCGGCCUGACGCAGUUCACGCUACGCACUGCAGCCGAGGAGGUGGUGACGCUGGUCGGCUCCCUAGCCGGUGGUACAGAUCAUGGCGAUCGCGAACCGUUUGGCUCGCUCAUGGUAGCGGAGAUGGUGUCGGAUAUGUUUGAUCAGGGAUCACGCCACCGGGACAAGUUUGCGAUAUCGGAACUCCUGGAGAAUGUCGGCGCGCGUGUGAGCUUUGGUGUUACCCGCAAUCGCUUGCGCUUCCGCGGGCGCUGCUUGCGCAAGGAUCUCCCUCUUGUUGCAAGUUUGCUGAUGGAACAGCUUACCGAACCUCGUCUGGACAUGAAUGACUUUGAAAUGGCCAAGCUGCGCUUUCUGGGCGACCUCGAGGCCUCCAAAGAGAGUACAGGCCGUCGGGCCGAUGAGCUUUUCUCAGCGGCGCUGUUUCCGCGCGGCCAUCCCAACUUUGUAUAUCCUUUGGAGGAGCUCAUAGAAUCGCUUCGUGCACUCAAGGUGGACGAUGUGGAGCGUUUCGCUCGUAUGUAUGGUUUUGGUAGCGAUGCACGCUUUAUUGCCGUAGGUGACGUCGAUCCGCAGGAAACGCGGUCCCUGUUGGAAGCAACCUGCCCAAGCGGAUGGCGCCGCAGCGGGUUUCCCGCAACGUUGCCCCUGGAACUCCGCGCGUUAGACCGCGUCACCGUGGCGAACGCGAGCACAAAACAUCCAUCUUCGGUUUCCAGCUGGCGAACGUAUCGUGUACCAGACAAGGACAGCGUCGACGUGCAGAUCGGGCAGUCCCUGGGCAUGGAUUCCAACCACCCCGAGUAUUACGCACUCGCUAUGGGCGUCUUUAUUCUCGGUGGAAACUUUUCCUCGCGCUUAAUGCAAGUGGUUCGCGACGAGCUCGGUCUAACCUACGGUAUAGGCGCAGGUGUUGAAGGUGCUGAACUCGGUACCGACGGCCUGUGGCGGAUCGGCGCAACCUUUGGAUCCACGAACGUCGAACGAGGCGUAGCCGCUACUUUGGAGCAGGUCGAACGCUGGUAUCAUGAUGGUGUUACACAGGCGGAGCUGGACGCCAAGAAAGCAACGGUGUAUGGUAGUUAUCAGGUGGGUCUUGCCACUACUCGUGGUCUCGCUGGUGCAAUCAUGAGCACUUUGGAUGAAGGCCGACCUCUGACCUGGGUUGACGACUACGUGGAUCGCAUCGGAUCCCUGACCGUCGACGAGGUGAACACCGCGAUUCGCCGCUGGGUAGACCCCGAUGCCUUGGUCAUCGCAGCAGCUGGCAACCUCUGA
Cyanidioschyzon merolae strain 10D is the source of this 3153-nucleotide messenger RNA. Its product is annotated as probable protease. Gene Ontology annotation, molecular function: metalloendopeptidase activity; metal ion binding. The record is from RefSeq and is a predicted model, not a curated record. Gene Ontology annotation, biological process: proteolysis. The transcript has a single exon. NCBI's taxonomy places the organism in Eukaryota, Rhodophyta, Bangiophyceae, Cyanidiales, Cyanidiaceae. Bases 1 to 3153 code for a protein of 1050 amino acids.